UAGUUGUUACGAACAAGCCACUGGAAGGAAGUCUGCCAGAGACAUUCUGACAAGUGUGUACUAGUAGUGUGUGGCCAGUAUCGUCGUCUCGCAUAAGCCAAAACCUUUGAAAUGCGCUUCUUUGUGGUUCUAGCCACCUGCCUUGCCGUAGCGUCGGCCGAUAUCGGGCUCAAGCUGCGCCAGGGAGCAGCGGCCGGUAGCAGUAGCUACGCCGGUAGCCAAGGCGCAGUGAGCAUCGAUUACUCACCCACCGUCUUCGAAGAUACGGUCGUCGAUGGAGCUGCAUCCGGUGCCAGUGCUGGCUCAUACGCUGGAGCCGGCUCGUAUGGCGGCGCUUCCUCCGGAGCGUCCAGCAAUGCCUACGCAGGCGCUGCCAGCGGUGCUCAAUACAACCAGGCGGGACUUUUUGGCGGUGCUGGUGCAUCUGCCGAUUCGUCUGCAUCGGCCGGCUCAUUCGGUGGGGCCGGUUCAUUCGCAGGAACUAACGCUAACAGCUUCGCCAGUAGUGGCGCGUUCGGCUCGUCUUCGGCCGGUGCAUCCGCCUUUGCCCAAGCCAAGACGGAGGUCCGCUAUGAAGCCCCGGUGAUCAAGAAGAACUUCUACUACCACGUAGCGCAGGACGAUGCGAUUGCUGAAACCGAAACCAAAACCCUCACCAUCACGCCUCGCAAGCAUUACAAGGUCAUCUUCAUCAAGGCCCCGUCUGCCAGCGCCAACGCCGGUGCAUCGUCCAAGGCAGCCAGCCAAACGGAAGAGAAGACGAUCGUCUACGUGCUCGUCAACAAGCCGGCUAAGGCAAACGCCGCUAGUGAGGCCGAGGCAGGCUCUUACUCCUCUGGUAAGCCGGAGGUGUACUUCGUCAAGUACCAGGGUGCUCAGGCUACCUCUAGUUCAAGCUCUAAAUCGCAAUCGGAUGGAGCGAUUGGCAUCAGCGAUGCUGUCGCUGGUGCAAAUGCUAUCUCUGGCGCUGGAGCCAAUGCUAUCUCUGGCGCUGGAGCCAAUGCUUACUCUGGCGCUGGUGCCAAUGCUUACUCUGGCGCUGGUGCCAAUGCGUACUCUGGCGCUGGUGCUGGAUCCCGUGGUGCCGGUAUCAUCACUGGUGCAAAUUCACUCGCUAAUGCUGGUGCAUUGGCCGGAAACAGCGGAUACAACUCUGUCGGAGCUUCUGCCCAAGCUGCUGCCCAAUCCACUGCCGGAGGACUGGCAUUUACGCCCUAG
Anopheles arabiensis is the source of this 1218-nucleotide messenger RNA. RefSeq names its product fibroin heavy chain-like. Bases 112 to 1218 code for a protein of 368 amino acids. Lineage: Eukaryota; Metazoa; Arthropoda; Insecta; Diptera; Culicidae. The record is from RefSeq and is a predicted model, not a curated record. The transcript has 2 exons.